ACACACACUCUCUCUCUCUCUCUCUCUCUCUCUCUCUCUCUCUCUCUCUCUCUCUCUCUCCAAGACUACUUAUUUCAGCUUUCCUUUUCACGUUUAUGGAAACCUUCAGUUCAGAGUCAUAUUUCCAGCAGUCAGCCCGUCAAGCUAUUUCCGACGAGGAAUCGUUCGCCACGGUGGCAACCAGUCUUCCGAAGCGGAGGGCAGGGCGCAAGAAAUUCCAGGAGACGCGGCAUCCGGUUUACAAGGGAAUCAGGCUGAAGAACCGUGAGAAAUGGGUAUGUGAAAUUCGUGAACCGAACAAGAAAUCAAGGAUAUGGCUCGGGACGUUUCCAACAGCUGAGAUGGCUGCUCGGGCUCAUGAUGUUGCGGCCUUGGCUCUUAGAGGCCGAUCGGCAUGCCUCAAUUUCGCCGACUCAGCUCAGGUUUUACGUGUGCCGACUUCCACCGAUGCCAAGGACAUACAAAAGGCGGCUGCUGAAGCUGCAGAAGCCUUCCGCCCACCUCCAACAAACUACAAUGCAGACUCCAGCAGCUCUGUUAGACUGGAGCAUGCCUCGCUUUCGCCGGAGUCUCUGUCAUAUAUGGAUUUGGAAGCUUUUGGUGAGCCGGAGUCGCUCUACGGCAUGGUUGGUGGACCGCUGCAUUCUCCCCCUCCACACCUGGAAGGUGGGUCCCAAUGGGAUGACGUGGAAGAAGAAGCUGACGUGUCACUAUGGAGUCACACCAUUUGAUUUUUAUUUUUUAUUAUUAU
Molecule: messenger RNA, 751 nt
Organism: Magnolia sinica
Lineage: Eukaryota; Viridiplantae; Streptophyta; Magnoliopsida; Magnoliales; Magnoliaceae
Product: dehydration-responsive element-binding protein 1B-like
Exons: 1
Coding region: 96-731 (211 amino acids)
Biological process (GO): regulation of DNA-templated transcription
Molecular function (GO): DNA-binding transcription factor activity; DNA binding
Source: RefSeq, a predicted model, not a curated record